Messenger RNA from Leptidea sinapis, 5980 nucleotides. It is a transcript of the gene Fas3, whose product is annotated as fasciclin-3. The transcript is spliced from 14 exons. Gene Ontology annotation, cellular component: cell-cell junction. Gene Ontology annotation, biological process: cell-cell adhesion. Gene Ontology annotation, molecular function: cell adhesion molecule binding. Bases 332 to 1816 code for a protein of 494 amino acids. Lineage: Eukaryota; Metazoa; Arthropoda; Insecta; Lepidoptera; Pieridae. The record is from RefSeq and is a predicted model, not a curated record.
UCGUCGACGAUUACAGUGUUUGUUGGUGUUGCUCGUUUCGUUCGUACAAGACUACUUUUGACGUGACCAUAAACCGGUUUGAAAGUGGCGAGGUGUGGCAUAACGCUCUCGGACCGUUUUCAAAGUUCAAAAUAUACUGUGAAGUGACUCAUUUCUGUUCAUCGUUUUAUCAAAGAGCGAAAAGGAGGCUUGUGUACGAGAGGGACAACAGGAGACAAGUUUCAAAACUAGUUGGUUACAGUUUUUUUUUAGUAAAAGUAACAUCUCUCGAGUGAACUCUAGUAAUGCCAGUGUCUUGUGCUCUGUGAUACAAGUUUGUUUUGGUUUCAAAAUGGCCGCGUUUCCCGCGCUUUUUGGAUUAUUCUUGAUCGCUGCUGUAUCAGGACAAGCAGUCGACAUUACACCAAGAGAGGCAGUAAGGCGUGUGGGAGAUAACUUGACUGUGCUUUGCAAGGUUCCAUACCCCAUAGACUCUUGUCGUAUGACAGUAGGAACUACUUCGUACAGAUUGAUACCGUCGAACCAAGAUGAAGAAGUCGUUUACGCCGGGCAAGGGCUUGAGCACGGUGAAUGCGGAGCCCAUAUCAAACAUAUUCGUGAGGAGUGGAAUGGAGUUAUCUCUUGCAUGCUUCCUCCUCAGAGUGGCAGCAUCGAAGUUACUGGAGCUAUGAAAUUGGUUGUUGCAAAGGCACCAGGAAAUCCCCAGCUUAUCUAUUCUCCUCAAUCCAACUUCAAAGAGGGGGACAUCUUCAUGGGCCAGUGUAUAGUGCCCAAUGGAAGACCAGCAGCCAAGAUUACUUGGUUAUUAGAUGAAGAGAUUCUCCAAACGGGCGUUCACCAGCCCAUCAUAUCAUCAGAGCCAGGAAGUGACCUGCAGACCAUCAGCCAGAACAUCACCAGAAGCCUGACUGCUGAUGAUAACGCCAGGAAACUGACGUGCAGAGCUGAACACGAGGCGCUUGUUAGUCCCAAAGAAGCAUCGAGACAACUUAUUGUAUACUAUCCGCCAAAGAGCCAAGAGACUGGACUAAUGACGAUAUUCGGUCUGAAGAUUGGUUCGGAAGGUCGCCUGAAUGUCACCGUCAGAUCAAACCCACCUCCUAGCGUGCAGUGGACAGUUGGAGACCUGGUACUUGACGCUCCCCGUGGGAACGAAGACGGCAGCAUCAGGGCAUUGGAGCCUAACCAUUUGGGCGCCGGCUAUUAUAAUAUUACACUGGUUUUGGCUGUGGUGGCGAAGGAGGACGUGGACCGAACCUACUACCUUCAGGUGACGAACGACCUGGGCCGGGAGGACUUCUCACUCAGACUAAGCACCAUGGACGAACCUGCCGGUGUUGAUCUAAGCACGGGCGCCAUUGUGGGUAUUGUCGUUGCUAUACUGCUCUUACUUAUCGCCAUCUCGCUUGUCGUGUUCGCUAAAGCGACCAACAGAUGGUGCUUUGCCGAUCACAGUCGGGAAAAUGCGAAGAGUUCUGGCGAAUCGAACCCAGCGGGUGAUGUGCUUUUGGGAACAGGGAUCCCUCUCUAUAAAACUAGCGACACGGAAAGCGCGGUCGGUCGAGAGAGGUCGCGACUGAGCGCUCUGGGUGCCCGUGUGCGUGCAGCGCUGCCGCGCGCACGUGACCGCGUGCAAGCCACAGAACCCGUGCCGACUCCAGAUGCUGAUGAUAAGGCUUCAGAUGAAGACAAAAAAGUCGUGUACGCAGAGUUGGUUCUCGGUGAUCAAACUGCUGAGAAACCUCCCCCACCUUCUACAGAAUACGCAGAAAUUGUUUACACAGACCAACCGCAAGUUAAGGAGACAAAGGAAUAAAUAGUUUCUCUAUGGCGAAUACAAAAGACGGCCAGGCUUUCGCAUUCUAAGCCGUUCUCGUAAAGUUCAAAUUAAGAACUCGAAAACUGCCGCGCAAUUUUACGCAUUAUUUAAAUUUAGAAAGAACGGUAUUAUAUAUAUAUUUAACGGUCUUUUUUAUUCAACAUUUUGACGUGGCUUCGAAUACGAAAGUCUUACCGAAUAAACCACCGCGUAGCAGUACUACUUGUAGAUUAUCAUUUCAAAUCGAUGGUUUUUCCACAGGUUUCAAUACUUGAUAAGAGAUGGCGCUAUAUUAUACCUAAAACAGAUAUCCAAAUGCUUAUUAUUAUAUAUUAAAGCUCCAUCUGUUAGCAAAAACUUUGAACCGAUCGAAAAACUUUUUGUUACCAGUAACAGGAUUUUACAACUUUAUGCUGCCGCCUUUUUCAAUUUAUUUAUUUUGAGCUGAAUGAAAUCAAAGUAUUUAAUGUCGUUUUAUAAACAUAUUUUUUAUUUAGUUGUUUAAAAUUUAAUUAUUAUUGCAGUAUUACGAAAGGUUUUUUCUUUAUAAUUUCUUUGUCAUUGUCAGACUAUGAGAAUUACAGACGGUAAAGACACUGGGAUCACAUAUCACCAGUAAAAAUUUUGUAUUUUAUUUAUUUCAAUGUAAAAUAACACGAAGCGUAUGUUAUAAAAUUUGAAAGAUGCCAUUGUGUGUCAAGAUGCCACGCACACAAGCAUCUAAUAGAUGCCUUGCAUAAAAAAGCUAUUGUUAGGUAGUGCGGUAUCUAGUUGGAGCGCAGCGGAGACCAAUCCUUAAUCUAAGGACUCAAUAUUAUAUUUAUAACGAUCAUGAAGUAUAAAUACAUUAUCUAGGCUUAUUUGUUUCCCGUCUAAUUCUUAUAGUCUGCAAUUCAUCAUUAAUUUUAACCAUAUUCAUUAGUUACUUAUUGCAUUAUCCAUUUUAGUUUUAAGAAUCUGUAAUCUCAUAAUAUAUGUGAAGGAUUUUCUUUGCAUUCCUAAGUUAUUUAAGUUUAAGAGAUAUGUAUUUAUAAAUAAGUAUUGCUAUUUUGCAACAAUUGACUAAAUGAAAGUUAAACUAUUUUAAAUGGACGAAAUUUACAUUUUAUUAUCUAUAAAUCGAGAAUUGCUGAAAAAAAUUCAAAUAAUUAAUAAAUACUAAAAAAAUCUUGUUAUAAAUUAUAGGUUGUCAAUGCAAAAGGUAUUUCUAGAUUACUUUGAAUACACCUUUCUAUUGUUACGUUACCGGAUUAAAGUGUGAAUUUAAAAAUAAUAUAAAUAUAAAAAAUAGACAUAGCUACUGCUUGUACAUUACUCUGUACCAUGUGAAAAUACGCUAUUUUCUGGUAUUAUAAUAGUACCUGAUAUUCUAAAAUAUACUUCAUUUAAAUCGGUUAAAUUUAAUAUAUUUUUUAUUUUAGAAUUUAACCGCUUUUAUAAAGUAAUUUGAAUUUGGUAUAAAUAUUCUUGUACGCUCAUUUCACAGGGAAGAUUUUCUUUGAGAGCAAAAGACCUUUUAUUGGAAUAGGAGAUUUCUUGACUGUGGACAAACAACUUAAAAUUAAACACAAAGUAGGAACCUACUCUAUUUUUUUUACAUUUAUUGUAAAAAACAAAUUUAAAUAGCUUAGAUAAUUUAUACGUCCAGAUAGAGCGUCUUGCUGUAAGGCUACGUAUGAUAACAGGCUGGAUUUAUUACUUUACAGCUACGUCUUACACUCGCAAUACGCCAGUCACUUUGUUUUACAAUGCGUCCAAAAUCAAAUCAUAAUAUAUCACUUUAUUCAUGUAGAUCAAAGAAAUAACACUUAUGAAUGUCAAAAUUUUUUUUUCUCAUGAAUCUACUGCUACUUCGUAAAGAGUUGAGCUAAUGAGAAGAAGUAGCAAGAAACUCAUUGCCACUCUUUUAAAUCACGAUUUACAUUUUCAUAGGUUUACAAAUCAUUUCAAAUGAUGCAACAAAACAUAUUCAAGCGUCAAAUAGUCAAUGCCUUACACGAGUAAAUGUCAAUUAAUACAAAACAAAAGUUAUUGAGUGCGUUGCUGAAAAUAGAGGCUAACAUUUUGUCGCUAUUUUUUCGACGUUUUCACAACUGUCACAGAAUUGAAAACGUAUAAAUUAUGUAAAAAUAAAAGUUAUACAUAACUAAAUACCAUGAAAACUACUAAAGGGUUAUCGCUUGCGAUUACGUUACAUUAAAAUAAAUACCUAUAUAAUGGUAUUUUAAUAACUAGGUUAGCCUACACAAAUAAAUGGUUGUUUAAUAAAAAUCCUUUUUUUUAGUAAGCCUAAUAUUAUUUGCGAAAAAAUAUCUACUUUAUGAGGUAAAAUAAGAAGAAAUAAUUUAACAAAGAAUAAAUAUAUUCAUAGUAGAUUUUGAUAUCAUAAUUAUUUAAACAAUAAGCUAAGUAUUUACAGGCAAAAGAUUUAAUUUGCCUUUCAUUGAAGAGAAAUCUCUACGUCACAUAAUCUAAUACAAUAAGGCUGGGUUGCACCAACAAACUUUAGCAAUAUCAAACAUUUUAAUGUACCGGUUAAGGCUGGGGACCGAGCCACCUAGCGGAGUGGAGCUACGAUACCUCUCCCAUACAAAAUCGACAUAGUAUUAAUUCAAAAUUAAAAAGCAUUUUUAAUUUAUUACACACAUAAUACAAUUUUCUUUACAAAAAUAACAAAACUAAGUCAUGUUAAACAGUAUUGAUAAAAAGUUUUCAUACGUUUUUUUUAUCUAGAUUGAAUAAUUAAUAUGGAUCUAACUUUAAAAGUAAGGGUUACUUUGGUGAUUUUUUUUCACAAUGUCUAUUAAACAUAGAAAUGUAAAGAAAAAAUGAAUUAUCAUCUCAUAUUCUGUAGACAUAUAACUAUUUUUUGUAAAAAUGGAAAAAGUUUGCAGCCUUAAGCAAAAAUGUGUAUCACCAUUUGACAAUUUCUAGAUGACCUAAUGACUUUAACUGUUGACGCUAACUAUCCUAUCUUCGCUGGUUAAAGAUUUUGUUAAUUUAAAAUAGCUAAAUAGCAACCUGUCAAAAGUUUCAAAUACUAAUUCGAUAUUGAAUACGAUGGUGUUACAUAUUACACAUAAAUUUGUCUUAAAAGCCAAUGCAGCCUUAAAGAUUUUAUGUUAAUGAUGCAUGUAACAUUCUGAAACGAGAAUCAAAUUAAAUCUUUUGUAUGUUUUUUUUACAAUAGACUAAAAGCUUUUUAUCCGUCCAUAAAAGUUAUUUUAAUUUUAUACUAUAAAAAAUAUGUUAGAAUUAUUAAAUAUAUUGUUUUAUUUUGAUUGUGUAUGUAAAUUAUAUUAAGGGUUCCUGAAUUUUGAUGAUAUUUUACUAAAUGUAAUAUAAGGUAUGUUUACAAUACAAAUUUAUAAACAUUUUUUAUCCUUAUCAAGAUGUAUAGCGGUAACUGCGCACAUGUUAAGGUCUUUAUAACGUUUAUAUGUUUAGCUUCUUGUGUAUAUUGCACCCAGCUUGACAUAGUGCCAAUUGUGAGAUUUUUUACCUAUUCGAUCGCGUAAAAGUAACUACGAUUUGUAUCGCGUCGAAAGAGCGCCAUCUAGUGACAGUAGCGGAAAACAUCAUAGCGCACACACUUGGCGCUCUGUUUGUCGCGACAAUAACAAUUGCACAAUAUAAGUAUAAAUUAGUAUUGCAUAUCGACCCACGAAAUCGGGCAAUUGCGCUUUUUUGGCUGUCCGCAUCCAUUGAAGUAGAACGGAGCAAGACCCGAUAUGGGACGAGUCAUUAAACUCGAAAAAAAAAUGGCAGUUGUAGACUGCUGGUAGAAAGUGAAAACUUUUAGUAUUAAAAUUUCAAAAUUUAAUGUCUGUACUUAUGCGGAACAAAGUUGAUAUUUAUGUGUAGUUUAGUACUAUUUUAGUAGUUAAAAUUGGCACAACUCCGCUCUCCUUCAACAGACAGGUUUAGGUUCGCAUACCGCUUAAGAUCCAUGCAGUGAGCUUUAUGACUGUACAAAAGUAUAUCAAUGUGUACGCACAAGACUUUACUAAAAUAUAUUCAAUAAAUUUAUUCUAAAAGAAUAUGUAUCUUGAUUCUCAUAUUUUAUUACUUGACUAUUUUUGCACAGAUAAGUACCUAUUUAUUACAUAUUCAUAGUUAGAUAAGUACUUAAUUAUAUUUACAAUAAAUAGAUGUGUCAUA